Ectocarpus sp. CCAP 1310/34 is the source of this 1047-nucleotide messenger RNA. Lineage: Eukaryota; Phaeophyceae; Ectocarpales; Ectocarpaceae. The record is from the annotation of a GenBank genome assembly.
AUGCUGAGAGUCGCCAACCCCAGCUUCCCCUCGCACCCUUUGGCCGCGGACGCCAUAGCUCUCACCAUCGUCAAGUUAGCAAGGUUUACGGCGACCACUGCCGAUGAGGGAAUCGCGGAUGACGACCGCGAUCUGCUCCCCCUGGUAUGCCAGCUGAUGGCCCACAAGUUGGAGGAUAAUGGGCCGGAGAGCACCCUCGCCGAAUUGCUCGCUGUGUGCAACGUGUGGGAGCCCGACCACGUCGCUGCAACAAACAAGUACAUGGCCAAAGUGAAGGCCAAGGUGUGCGCCAGCCUGAAGUGGGCGCUCAACGCCGUAACGCCCACCACGUUGGCGCACCUGGGCGAGAGCCCAUUCGGAGACUGGGCGGGCGAGGAACGGGGCCGCCCGGCCGCGGCGGUACCCGUCAAGGGGGGCAUCGCUCUUUGCGCAGAAGAGACAGUCUGCAUCCUCCAACACCUGAUCAUUAAGCAAGAGAACGACAACGACAACGUUCAACUGGGGUUUCACAUGCUGGUGGGUCGCCUGCAGCAGCUCUUCAAUGAAUGCACCUCCGCAAUCAUCAACAUCGCUACGGAACUCCCCUCAUCAUGCAUGUUGGCCGCGGACUCCGUCACUCUUGUCAUCCUAAGCUUGGAAAUGUUUACGCCGACGAUCGCCGCCCAAAACGUCCAGAUUAUUCACGUGACGAUAGACCCGGUGCCCGGACGUCCUGGGCGUUGCCGCGGUGAGCGCCCACUGAAGACAGGCGCACACCCUGGUCUCAACCUUGGCGAUACGCUUCUUGAUUGCAGCGGCGUCGUCGGGCUCCCACAGCGUCACUCUCGCUGUGUAAAACGUGUGGGAGCCCGACCACACUGCAACGACAAGCGCGUUGCCAAGCUUGAGGCCAAGGUCUGCGCCAGUCUGAAGUGGGCUUUCAACGCGGCAACGCCCACGACGUUCGGUGAGCUGUUCCUCGCCCGCGCGAUGUCCGAGGGCGCUCUCACUGAAGCACAGUCUCAAAUCAGGGAACUCAUGACGGGAGAGUCGGGGAGAUGGGUAUAG